Messenger RNA from Bufo gargarizans (Asiatic toad), 4282 nucleotides. It is a transcript of the gene RAPGEF1, whose product is annotated as Rap guanine nucleotide exchange factor 1. Gene Ontology annotation, cellular component: plasma membrane. The record is from RefSeq and is a predicted model, not a curated record. Lineage: Eukaryota; Metazoa; Chordata; Amphibia; Anura; Bufonidae. Gene Ontology annotation, molecular function: guanyl-nucleotide exchange factor activity. Bases 296 to 3922 code for a protein of 1208 amino acids. The transcript is spliced from 26 exons. Gene Ontology annotation, biological process: positive regulation of GTPase activity; Ras protein signal transduction.
UGUACACGGGGCGCUGUAGGCUGCAGUUCCCGGCUCGGCCGCUGGGGGCGCUGUGCGGCAGUCAGUUCAGGAGGCGGCGCCGGGAUCCUCUCCCAUAGCAGGAGAUAGAGCGGCGGCGUCGGCGGACACGGAGCUUCUCACCGGACUCCUCACCCGCGGGACCCCGGGACAUGGUGUGGCUGCGACUGGUCUAGACCGGGAACCGGAGGGACAGGAGCCGGGACUUCCCUCCCCAUAGCCCGGACACGCUGUACUGGAGAGCGCGGCCCCGGGGAGCGGCCUGUGAGCAGCGGACAUGUCCGGGAGAAUAGAGAAAGCAGACAGUCAGCGCUCCCACCUCUCCUCCUUCACCAUGAAACUGAAGGACAAGUUUCAUUCACCUAAAAUCAUCAAGAGGACGCCCUCCAAGAAAGGAAAGCCGGCCGACCUCACCGUCAAAACCGAGGAGAAGCCGGUCAAUAAGACUCUCAGCCGGUUGGAGGAGCAGGAGAAGGAAGUGGUCAACGCUUUGCGCUACUUUAAGACGAUCGUAGACAAGAUGGCGGUAGACAAGAUGGUGUUGGUAAUGCUCCCCGGCUCGGCCAGCAAAGUCCUGGAAGCCAUCCUGCCCUUGGUCCAGGCGGACACGCAUUCUCAGCAGAGCACCGCGAUCUCCUCCUGCUACAGCCGGGUGUACCAGUCUCUUGCCAACCUCAUCCGCUGGUCCGAUCAGGUGAUGCUGGAAGGCGUGAACUGCGAGGACAAGGAAAUGGUGGCCACCGUGAAGGACGUCAUAAAGGCCGUGCUGGACGGUGUCAAGGAGUUGGUACGACUGAUGAUUGAGAAGCAGGAACGCCCAUCUCCCACCAGCCCCGUGAAGUCAUCUUUGCCAGCAUGCAAGUCAGACAGCAACCAAGACUUACCAUUAUCGGAGAGAGAACUGGAAAUUCUCAACAAAUCCCCAGAGACAUCUAAGGAAGUUCCUGUAGACUGUGUAGAAACAGAUGAGCUUGCUCCACCCAAACCCCCGUUACCUGGUAUACGAGUUAUGGAUAAUAGUCCGCCUCCUGCUUUACCUCCAAAGAAAAGACAGUCUGCACCUUCUCCCACUCGAGUGGCUGUUGUAGCACCUAUGAGCCGAGCUACCAGUGGCUCUAGUAUACCCCUUGGCACCAGUCCUCAGGAUUUUGAAGUGAAUUGUUACGCUCACCGACGAUUAUCCGGGGGCAGCCAGUCCUAUGGGGGAGAGUCCCCGCGCCUUUCACCAUGUAGCAGUAUUGGAAAACUUAGUAAAUCCGAUGAGCAGCUCUCCUCUCUUGAUAGGGACAGUGGGCAGUGCUCCCGAAAUACCAGCUGUGAGACACUAGAUAACUAUGACCCGGAUUACGAGUUCCUUCAGCAGGACCUGUCCAGUGCCGACCAAGUGCUGGGCCAAGGACCCGGAGUCCUCAGUCCUCUUCCCGAAUCCCUCGGAGAGUCUGGUUCCCCUUUUCAUGGACAAAACUUUCACUUGCCUCCUGGAAGCCCCCAGAACUCUGAAACCUCCCACCCCUCAGUCAUAGAAACCCCGCCUGCGCUACCUGAGAAGAAACGCAGAAGUGCCGUCUCCCAAACCUUUGAAGGCUCCCGUGUCUGCUACGAGCGCCACCCCUCCCAGUAUGACAACAUCUCCGAGGACGACCUGCUGCUGCCCCCUUCCUCUUCUACUCCUUUUGCUGCUGUUUCCCCUUUCCAAUCUGGAAACCCCUCACAGGUGGAGUUCCUGGCGGACUUUGGAGCAGUGGAGGGCGACGAUAUUCCAGAGAAACCACCACCUCUACCGGAGAAGAAGAACAAGCACAUGAUGACGUACAUGCGCUUCGUGGAGGAUUACUCCGAGCCGCAGCCGUCCGUUUUCUAUCAGACGCCUCAGAACGAGCACAUCUAUCAGCAGAAGAACAAGCACCUACGUGAGGUCUACGGCUUUAACGAUUCAUUCAGUGUCCCGGACACGGGCGUCGAGCGGGCCCCGCCACCCGCCCUUCCCCCUAAACAGAGACAGCUGCAGGCCUCCUUUGCUGCUUCUUCCUUCUCCUCUGUCUCGUACUGUGCACAGCCAACCAAAGGGGUCUUCGCACCUGAGGACGGCAGCCACCCUCAGGGCAUCAGUCUGUCCGUCUCUAACUGCUUUCUGAGCCGCCACGGCUCUUUCCCUGUGCCUUCGUACAAAUCUGUUUUCCGUUCCUACUCCCAGGACUUUGCCCCCCACAGUCCUGCCCCUCCCCUGCUGAACCCUGCCAUCUUUUAUUCUUCCCGCUUCUCCCCGGUCCUCCCAGACCAGUUGCCCCCACCCCCAGCUCCUCUGUACCCUCCCUUACCCUCCUCUCAGGGUGGCAGCUCCUGCGGGACCCCUCCUGCCUGCCUUGCUUUUGAGCCUCCUUUCUCCAGCUCUCUGCAGACAUCAGCGAAUGAAAAUGCAAGUGAGGAGCCGGGAGAUGGGGAAUACGUCAACCUGUAUUCUCCUGGUCAAAGCAACGGAGUCCCCUUGUCCUGUGAUGGUGAUUCGCCUUUGCUUGGAGACGGACACCAAAGAGCCUCAUCACAGCCCUGUGUGCCGGGCAGCGAGGGCCACGAGACCACCGAAAGGCCAGCAAAUUGCACAGAAGGACUCGAUCCAGAGGAGGAGGAGGAGGAGGAGGAAGAGGAGGAAAGUGAGGAGACGGACGAGCUUUCCCUGGUCGAUCACAAUGAGAUCAUGUCGAGGCUCACUCUGAAACAGGAGGGUGACGAUGGCCCAGAUGUGAGGGGCGGCUCAGGGGACAUCCUGCUUGUACAUGCCACAGAGACAGACCGCAAAGAUCUGGUUCUGUACUGCGAGGCUUUCCUUACCACCUACCGGACGUUCAUCUCACCAGAGGAGCUGAUCCAGAAACUCCAGUAUAGAUAUGAGAGGUUCUGUCACUUCCAGGACACGUUCAAGAAGCGAGUGAGCAAAAACACCUUCUUUGUGCUGGUGAGAGUGGUGGACGAGCUGUGCUUGGUGGAACUGACAGAUGAAAUCCUGAAGCUGCUGAUGGAGCUGGUCUUCCGACUGGUUUGUAAAGGGGAGCUCAGCCUGGCCCGGGUGCUGCGGAAGAACAUCCUAGAGAAGGUCGACAACAAGAGAAUGCAAAGGCAUUGCAACUCUGCUCUAAGGCCGCUGGCUGCCCGGGGAGUGGCUGCAAGGCCGGGAACGCUGCACGAUUUCCACAGUCAUGAAGUUGCGGAGCAGCUGACGCUUCUGGACGCAGAGCUCUUCUAUAAAAUCGAGAUUCCGGAGGUUCUCCUUUGGGCAAAAGAACAAAAUGAGGAGAAGAGUCCAAACCUGACACAGUUCACUGAGCACUUCAACAACAUGUCGUAUUGGGUGCGAUCCAUCAUCAUGCUGCAGGAGAAGGCGCAGGACCGCGAGAGGCUGCUGCUAAAAUUCAUCAAAAUUAUGAAACACCUGAGGAAGCUGAACAACUUCAACUCGUACCUCGCCAUCCUCUCCGCGCUGGACUCUGCGCCCAUCCGGCGCCUGGAGUGGCAGAAGCAGACAUCUGAGGGCCUUGCUGAAUACUGCACUCUGAUCGACAGCUCCUCCUCCUUCCGGGCGUACCGAGCCGCGCUGUCCGAAGUAGAACCUCCGUGUAUACCGUACCUGGGUCUGAUCUUACAGGAUCUCACCUUCGUGCACCUGGGGAACCCCGACCACAUUGAUGGAAAAGUGAACUUCUCCAAACGAUGGCAGCAGUUUAAUAUCCUGGACAGCAUGAGGCGAUUCCAGCAGGUUCAUUAUGAAAUCCGGCGCAACGAUGACAUCAUCUCUUUCUUCAACGACUUCAGCGACCACCUGGCCGAGGAAGCUUUAUGGGAGCUCUCCCUGAAAAUCAAACCUCGUAACAUCACGAGGCGAAAGACAGAACGAGACGAAAAAACCUAAAGUAAGGCGAAUGGGCGACGCCGCCCGGCGGACACUGAAUAUAGGGGACCUCCGAGAUACAAGCGACUGGCGGGGGUGGGGGGGUCAUUCAUCCUGGUUCCCAGUGGAUCAUUCUUUAUGCUUCUUUACCAUCAACCCGAGGCCAAACGCAGCAGCGUGUCAUCCCAUUACACGUCCAUGGAAGGGUAGACAUAUUGGAUUUUGUGCUGUGACUCGCGGACCUCCCCGGAGAAGAAGACAUGGCUGACUGGAUGUCCGCAAAGGAACCACCAAUGUGGAACCCAGAGAGUUAUUAUUUUUCUGUUUUGACAAGAAGGUUGGUUUAUUUUGGACGCCACGUUUUCCCUUCACCCCCAGCGG